AAACUGGGAAUACUGAAAGAUAAGAACUUAAUGUCAACAAAGUUGGCAAAAUAUGUUCUCGUGUUUGAAAAGAUAAAAAAAAAAAAUCAGUAUUAGAUCUAUGCUCUUUAUAACAUUCAUUCCAUGUAUAGGUUUACCAUGCAGGGAUGGGGACAGGAGUGUCCAGGUCUCAGGUUUGCCCCGACUGAUGUGGAGCUUGUGCUUUACUACUUGAAGAGGAAGAUAUGUGAGAAACGUUUUGAGCUUGAUAUUAUUCGCGAUGUUGAUGUUUACAAGUGGGAUCCUGAGGAGUUACCUGAGCUAUCCACAUUGGAGAGCGACUGGCAAUGGUACUUCUUCAGUCCAAGGGAUAGGAGAUAUCACACUGGAGCAAGGUCAAAUAGGGAAACCCGACAGGGGUGGUGGAAAGCUACAGGGAGAGAUCGCAGUAUUGUGUACAAUUCUCGUAAUAUUGGAAUUAAAAAGACCUUGGUUUUCUAUAGAGGUUGUGCACCAAGAGGAGAGCGAACUGAUUGGAAGAUGCAGGAGUAUACUUUGAAUGAAGAAGAACUCAGGGGAGAGGCAAAUGUGCAGGAUUUUUAUGCCCUUUACAAGCUUUGCAAAAAAGGUGAAUAAUGGAUUUCAUGGAAAUUGAUCUCGGUCUACAGCCUAAUUUCUCCGAGACGGUGUGACGUAGGACACAAAUCCCAGCUAAAUUAUUUUAAUUGUAAUAGUUAUUUAAUUGUUAAUUUUCUUUAGGAUUUUUUAGUAUUAUUUAAAUAGGCAUGUGGUUUCCUAGGAAAUUAGUAAUAAUUCUAGAGUUUUUUUUUUUCAUAUUCGGUUUUUUUUGGACUUUCCAAAAUCACCAAUCACCCUACUGCUAACUUGUAUCACUUUGCCAAAGACAUGCUCGUUUUGGUCACCCAUCUUUAAAACUUGUCAAUUGAAUAAUGUCUCGGCGUCAUCUGCUAGUCACAACCGAGGUCUCUCCUGCUGUUUAUCAUGCAUACUAACAUGGUAAGAGUCAUUGUCUUCUGUUAUGAAUUGUUCAAUGGUAGUGAGGGUAUCAGAUAAGUCUGACAUAAAUAAUGAAUGAGAGAGGUUUUUCAUUAGAGGUAGUUGUCUUUGGUAAGUUAAAUUUUAGAAAGAGGAGGGGGUAGAGGAUUGUGGACGGGAGCAGAGUUUGUAGAAUUAAAGGAAGAUAUGGGAAGAAGAUAAGACCAGUUUUGCUCUAACACCAUAAAAGAGUUUCAACAUUUCUGGAAAUUGCUUUGAUGUCUUUUGGAUGCAUGAAGUAUUAUUAGUUAUAGAU
This is a messenger RNA of Populus euphratica (Euphrates poplar), 1291 nucleotides long. RefSeq names its product NAC domain-containing protein 45-like. The record is from RefSeq and is a predicted model, not a curated record. Lineage: Eukaryota; Viridiplantae; Streptophyta; Magnoliopsida; Malpighiales; Salicaceae. Bases 124 to 615 code for a protein of 163 amino acids. Gene Ontology annotation, molecular function: DNA binding. The transcript has 2 exons. Gene Ontology annotation, biological process: regulation of DNA-templated transcription.